This is a messenger RNA of Adineta ricciae, 354 nucleotides long. NCBI's taxonomy places the organism in Eukaryota, Metazoa, Rotifera, Eurotatoria, Adinetida, Adinetidae. The record is from the annotation of a GenBank genome assembly.
AUGGCGCAUGGCUUCCUUUGGAGCAAGUGCUGUCCUCAACGAACAAGGACGGCUUUAAAAUGGACCAUACCUUGGGGUUGCCAAGGCUGCGGUCCUUGUAGGGUAGACUGCUGCGGUUGCAAGAAAGGAUGCUGCCCAGAUCGCCGAAAACGUGAUCUACCAAUGUCUCCUGAUGACGUUUUUCGUGUGAUGGAUCAAAAUCAAAACGGUGCUCUCGACCUCGAUGAAUAUGCUCGAUAUUUAACUGCUCCUAUGAAUCAAUACUACAAAGAGAUUCACUUUAAUGCAACCGAUCUUGAUCACGAUGGACUCAUCGAGAAGACUGAAUUCAUCAACGAAUGGGAUCAAUACUGA